Piliocolobus tephrosceles (Ugandan red Colobus) is the source of this 1515-nucleotide messenger RNA. Its product is annotated as c-Myc-binding protein. Lineage: Eukaryota; Metazoa; Chordata; Mammalia; Primates; Cercopithecidae. Gene Ontology annotation, biological process: regulation of DNA-templated transcription. Gene Ontology annotation, cellular component: nucleus. Bases 38 to 349 code for a protein of 103 amino acids. Gene Ontology annotation, molecular function: transcription coactivator activity. The transcript has a single exon. The record is from RefSeq and is a predicted model, not a curated record.
GGUCUCCGGCACCAGCUACACUGCUGCCGCUGUCACUAUGGCCCAUUACAAAGCCGCCGACUCGAAGCGUGAGCAGUUCCGGAGGUACUUGGAGAAGUCGGGGGUGCUGGACACGCUGACCAAGGUGUUGGUAGCCUUAUAUGAAGAACCAGAGAAACCUAACAGUGCUUUGGAUUUUUUAAAGCAUCACUUAGGAGCUGCUACCCCAGAGAAUCCAGAAAUAGAGCUGCUUCGCCUAGAACUGGCCAAAAUGAAAGAGAAAUAUGAAGCUAUUGUAGAAGAAAAUAAAAAACUGAAAGCAAAGCUUGCUCAGUAUGAACCACCUCAGGAGGAGAAGCGUGCUGAAUAGGAUUCUUCUCAGUUGAAAAGACAAUGAAAAAUGGUUUUGUAUGACUUGAAUAGUUUGUAUAGUAUAUAAUCUUUUCUGAACAGAUGCUAUAGAACUCUUUUAAUAUGUUUAAUUCACCUAUCACACUCUGUUAAAAACACAUAGAAUCAUCAAUAAAAACUCAAUAUAACUUUCUUUGGGUCUUAAAGCAGGAGAAUCCAAAGUAAAUCCUGAAAAAACCCUAAACACAGCCAUCUAACUCAUUACCUUAAAAGACAUUCUGUUUAUUAGUCUGAUUAGGAAUGAUGGCACUGGUUGUAUUUUAGCCAAGACAGUUUAGCACGGAGCUAUUCCUUGGUAUAGUGCAGGAUAUGAACACAGGUACAGUCAUUCUUUGAAGGUGACACUGUUAUGUAUAUUCCCUAUAGGCAGCUGGAGAGAUCUGUGUGACACAAGAUGCUUUUGUACAGGUUCCCAUGAGUCUUCUGCUCUUGUUUGUGUAACAUGGAACAAAUAACUUCUUUGCCACCACUUUGCCUUAGAUAACUGUGUGUGUGUGCCAGUUUGAACUCUGACACCACAUUUUCCUUCUAUGCAAUCAUGCCUUGUCUGAUAAUCUUGCAUUGCUUUGCUCUGAGCUUUAGUGGGUCCUAGUUGCACACUGGCCUUUCUGUGCUGUUUUUCAAUUUGCCUAAUAAUAGCAGUUACCCUGAUUAUAAUUUAUGUAACUUUAAACAGGAUCACACUGUACCCCCUGCCUGCCUUAUUUGCUUACUGAGCACAGGACAGAGGCAAUAUACAACUCUGGGUUCACACACAAGCUGAGAUGAGAAGAGGAAUGAGCCAUAUAUUGUGGAAAAUCAUAGUUUGUAGGUAUAAUUAUAUAGCGCUUUUCUCCCUCAAAGUAUUUUUCUAGCCUUGAAUUCAUUUUAUCUUCAUUAUAUAAUCCCUGUGAAGUAGGUGGGACAAGUAUGAGGGGAAGAGGGGUGCUGAAUUUUUAGGCCAAAGACUGAUAUUAAUACAAAUCACUCACUAACUGUAGAGCCUUGGGCAUAUCAGUGAACUGCUCUAAGAUUUACUGUCUUCAUCUGUUUAAUGAGUAGAAUAUCCGUGAUGCCUACCUCACAGGGUUGUUGUGAGGGUCAAAUGAGAAUGUAUGUGAAAGAUUUGUAAAUGGUAAAGCACUA